Molecule: messenger RNA, 1273 nt
Organism: Paramuricea clavata
Lineage: Eukaryota; Metazoa; Cnidaria; Anthozoa; Malacalcyonacea; Plexauridae
Source: the annotation of a GenBank genome assembly
AUGACAACGCCAUGGCCAACAUGGCCUCCAACGACUCCAUCAUGGAAUUGUGAGUCCUGGGAAUUCCGCUGCAGAAAUGGUCAAUGUAUUGAUCAAUCCUAUUUUUGUGAUGGUCGAUAUCAUUGUUCUGAUAGUAGUGACGAAGAUUUGUGUAAUUCUGCAGGUUAGAUUUCAACUUCUCUGAGGUUUUGUCGGUACUGCGGUCUUGCUGUGAUGUGUGUCAUUAGCGAGCUUAAGACCUACGACGCGACCGGCUCAACGACGCGCUUGCGAAAGAAAGAGAUUUGUUAUGCAAGACAAAAACUGUCAAUAAUUCGUGGUCCCAGGGGUAUUUUCAAAGGUUUUGUCAUGCUCAACAAACGUUAAACUAAGCAUUAUCACGUCUUUCAUGCAACGUGAACGCUUAUUACGACCCAAGAGGUGUCACUUAAAGUCGAAAUUACAGCAAACAUUGCAUCGCUUUAGUCGAACUUAGCAGUUUUUAAGGUUAUUUGAAAAAAUCUUCAAACAUUUAUUACAGUAAUGUAAUUGCUUAGGGCUCAUUCUUGAACUGAAAUUAAGACCGCGUCGUUGAGCUGGUGCGUCGUAGAUCUUAAGCUCUCUAUUUUCUGCGUACGCCGCUGUCUAAAUAAUUAAUGAAUUAAUUCAUUCGCUCAUGGCUAUCAUCCAUUCUAAGGUUGUUUUUAUGAAUGUUUCAUUUUAGGCGUACGACUUGUGGGCGGUUCUCACAAUGCAGGACGGGUGGAAGUUUAUUAUAACGAUACAUGGGGAACAGUUUGUGAUGAUAGGUGGGAUAUAAACGAUGCUCGUGUUGUCUGCAAGCAGCUUGGUUUUCCAGAUGCUUUGGCUGCUUAUAAUCGUGCGUAUUUUGGCCAAGGCACUGGACCGAUUUGGAUGGACGAGGUUGGAUGUAGAGGCAAUAAACCAUCGCUAUUUUCAUGUAGCCAUAAUGGAUGGGGACGUCAUGAUUGUCGUCACAGUGAAGAUGCUGGUGUUCGCUGUGGAAACACUGGUAAUGACAAAGAACGUUAAAGCUCUGAGACUACGAUCAACUUCGGAAUGGAAAAAUAUUCACUAUGUUCAUGGUUCUUUUUCAGGACGGAACAUGACAACGCCAUGGCCAACAUGGCCUCCAACGACUCCAUCAUGGAAUUGUGAGUCCUGGGAAUUCCGCUGCAGAAAUGGUCAAUGUAUUGAUCAAUCCUAUUUUUGUGAUGGUCGAUAUCAUUGUUCUGAUAGUAGUGACGAAGAUUUGUGUAAUUCUGCAGGUUAG